GGGCUCUUACAGAUGCACAUUGUAUAUUGAGGCUGCUGUGUAAUUUGAUUCUCAUAAUCCAAAGUCCAACUGUUGCAACAACAUGCACCAACUUCAACUGCGGAAAUAACUGGAAAGGAUUUCUCUGGAUAAGGGUUUAAAACUAAAGACUGCGUUCCAUCCAAAGAUGACUCCUCUCCCAUUCAGAGAUUGACCGGUUAAGGACACAGUAUGGCGAAGCGCGUGCUGGUAGCCUACGCCUUGUGGGCAGUAGGUGGACCUUUGGGCCUUCACCAUCUCUAUUUAGGAAGAGACAGUCAUGCCCUGCUGUGGAUGCUAACCCUUGGAGGGUUUGGGUUUGGCUGGUCCAGAGAGUUCCUACGAAUCCCUGCAUAUGUAAAAGAGGCAAAUCAAGAUGCAGAGAAAGAAAGAAAACCUCGCAACGCUCCCCCACCAGUCAGCCCUGUUAGAUUUGCUGGGCAGGUGUGUGUUGGGAUCUACUUCGGAACUGUGGCUCUCAUCGGUCUGAACUCCUUGAAUUUCUUUUACUUGAUUGUUCUGCCUUUAAGCGUGGGUGCCGGGGUUCAUCUGGUGUCCAACGUAGGUCAGCAAACAUCAGAUCUCACAAAAACUUUGACCGCUUGUCUCGUGACAUCACCGAUAUUCUAUGGCAGCAGCCUGUCUCCCCUUCCCAUCAGCUUAGCUGCUAGUAUCACAGCUACACAACAUCGUAGGUUCAAACCCCCGAGAACACCUGGAAGUCAAAAUAAUUUAGGUCCUCGACUUUAUAGGCUCAGUCUGGCCUGGCUAGCGUUCUCUGCUCCGCUGGGAUACUGUAUCUUUCACAAUACCACAGCCACACUGUACUACCUGUCCGACUCAAUAGCUGCUCUGCUGGAUAUUUUCUGGUUCCUGCCUGGGCUCAGAGGUGCGUUGGAGUACAUUCUUUUAAUACCAUACCGCAUCCUGUGCGUGCUUACCGGAGGGGGGUAUUACGAUGAGGCCUGGAAAAAGGUGCUGGAAAUAUUGUUGAGAGAGUACACAGAGAGAGAAAAGACGGCUCUGAAGGUGUUGUCGUUGGAGACAGAAGCAUCUCUUGAAGAGAUAAAUCGAAGUUAUAGGGAGAUGGCCAAAACAUGGCAUCCAGACCACAAUCCCAACAGGGAUGCUGAGAAAAUGUUCGUGAAGGUCCAGGAGGCUUACGAGGUCUUGCUGCGAUGGCACAAGCCCCAUCGCUUUACUUAGUGGGCCUGGCGCUACAUUUGUCAUAAAAAUUUAAGACAUAUUAUAACCCUGAUUACACAGAUAUGUGACACAUUGAUUUCUAAAUAAGUGAACAUGAACAUGAGCACUAGGCAGUGUUGUGGAUGACAACAAAAAGUUCUACUAAUGUUCUCAUGAUUUAAUGAGUUCGCUUGAGAAAUGUUGCCCUCUUGUGCCUAUAUUGUGGUAUUACAUUAAAAUUAUUAUUUAAAAAAAUCUUUUUUCUGAUUUAGGGCAAAAGUAGUUUCUUUGAAAAUGAGUCUUAACUGAAACAAUCAGCAAUGUAUUUUUUUAUUGAAACAUUUCAAAAAGAAAAAAAUAACUACUGUUAACAUGCUAAGUCUCCAUCUUCUUUGAUCUUUGGAUGCUGCUUCUGCUUUACAUUUUGCUAUCGGAUGGCGAUUUGCUAACUUUACAACAACAAUCCAAAGACUAAACUUUUAUAAUGUUCACACUCUUUGAUGGAAGAAAGAAAGAAACAAACAAUAAAGUAAGAAUGUUAUAAUAUAAUCAUGAAAAAUACAACACAAUAUUGUAUUAAAUAAACUGGUGACUUUUCAAUGCGCGAGGCCGAUGUUUAACUUCCUAAAAGACGCCCCAGUGAGGUUUUUAAGUGUCGCUACAAAUUUACAAUCUCAUUAAAGCUUUUAGGGAAAUCAAGUGAACCUUUAACGUCUCCACAACACUGAAUCAUUUGCGUUAUAAAUAUUUAAGAAAAUUGCCAUAAUUUACAAAAUUCCAACAUCUUCUGUUAAAACCAUUGAGCCUACAAAAACUGUUUUAAAAGCUUAAAGAAAGUGUAAUAUCAUAAAUAAUGUGCUUUGUUAGUGUGUUGUUAUCGUUAUUGCUCAGUCCGCUUUCUGUUUACAGAAACUAGUGUUGUUGAAAUUGUAAAAUAAGUACAAUUGUAAAACAAGUAAAAACAAAACUUCUGUUUGAUAAAUGUUGCUGUCCUGUGGCAAUUCAGUGGUACUAGAUGAUUUAUUUCUAACAUUUAGAUUAAAUAAAUUUUGCUUAAUAAAUAUUUAGUUUUGUCUUUGAUUUUUCAA
Molecule: messenger RNA, 2291 nt
Organism: Nothobranchius furzeri (turquoise killifish)
Lineage: Eukaryota; Metazoa; Chordata; Actinopteri; Cyprinodontiformes; Nothobranchiidae
Gene: dnajc22
Product: DnaJ (Hsp40) homolog, subfamily C, member 22
Cellular component (GO): membrane
Source: RefSeq, a predicted model, not a curated record